AUGGCCAAUGUAAACGGAUCGUGUGUAGGUGAUGUAGAUGCAGAGAGUAAAGAUCGUGUUAAAAAUCCUGAGAAUCGCGAACAAGAUGUACCGAUUCAGAAGGGAAAGGGUUGGGGCAGAGUUCGAUACCUUGAACGCGAGCUGAAAAGGAGCCAGGCCGCUAUAGAGAACUAUCUAAAGGUUCUGCGGGAUAAAGAGAAACGUCUACACGACGAAGAACACGAGCACAGGUUACUUGAGUACCAUCUUCACACGAAAGAAAAGCUCAUCCAGGAACAAGGCAAAGAACUGAGAGAGCUUUUACGUCUAGUCACUGCUCAGAAAAAGCUCUUAGAGGACAAAGAUGUGAAAAUUGAUAGGAUGCGAAAACAGAUUGAAAGACUUAAAAGUAGCAGCUGGGGGCGGUUCAAGUCACGUUUUAGGUCUCUGCUUCACCUUUGAACACACCCGCCCAUGAGCCGCACACUAGACGCAGCUCUUGCCAUUCACCAUGGACAAUUAUAAGAAGGGGAGUGAGGGAGAGGGAAGGUCUAUUAGAUGGGACCACGGCAAGCAGAGUAUACUUGAGUGGUCGGAUGAUUGGGAGACAAGACACUUUGUGUACUUUGUUGGGCAAAGAGGUUUCACCUUUUGACUUCCUUUCCCGUCUCUUCUUAACACUUUCUUUGUUCUUAUAGUAUCUUUGGUAAAAUGUGUUUAACCUACAUUGGUUCUAAUUCAUGUUGAAUUCAUCCUGUCUCAUAUUGUCUUUAGUAAAAAAAAUGUUUAACCUUG
This is a messenger RNA of Nematostella vectensis (starlet sea anemone), 774 nucleotides long. RefSeq lists its product as uncharacterized. The transcript is spliced from 10 exons. The record is from RefSeq and is a predicted model, not a curated record. NCBI's taxonomy places the organism in Eukaryota, Metazoa, Cnidaria, Anthozoa, Actiniaria, Edwardsiidae. The coding region runs from base 1 to 441 and encodes 146 amino acids.